AUGUUUUCUUGUAAAAGUAUUGCCAAGUUUGCAGUAUUGACACCUAUCGUUGUUAUCCUUUUGACUAUUGGCUGGUAUCAGCAGGCCAUUGAACACAGCAAUAUACCAGAAAAUACACUGCCUGUUGAUCAACCCAGUGAAACAUACAUUAUUGCCGGUUACUUUGUAAACUGGGGGAUCUAUGAGCGUAAACACUAUGUAGUUGAUCUUCAAGCCAAAAAGUUGUCUCAUAUUCUUUAUGCUUUUGCUAAUGUCAAUACAGAUGGCAGUGUUAUUCUUGGAGAUCCAUGGGCUGAUACAGAUAUCAAAUUCCAAAAGGACAAAACAGUAGAUGGUGUACUAGACCCUUGGAAAGAAAAUGACAAAGAUCUGCAUGGUAAUCUUAAGCAAUUCUCUCUUCUCAAACAACAAAAUCGUCACCUUAAAGUCUCCUUAAGUAUUGGUGGAUACUCUUGGAGUGGCAAUUUCUCUACUUUGGCAGCUAUUCCAGAAUCCCGAGCUAUGUUUACAAAAACAGCAAUUUCACACUUGCAAAACCUUGGUCUUGAUGGAAUUGAUAUUGAUUGGGAGUUCCCUAAGAAUGCAAAGGAUUCAGAAAACUACGUCUUAUUGUUGAAGGAUCUUCGUGCUGCAUUAGAUGAAUAUCAAGCAAAAGUUGAUCCAACAAAAGAACCCUUCUUGUUAUCUGUUGCCAUGCCAUGUGGGCCAGAGAAUUACCGUAUUUUGAAGCUAGGUGAAAUGGCCAAGUAUGUUGAUAUUUUCUAUUUAAUGGCGUAUGAUUUUGCAGGCGAAUGGGAUGAAUUGACAGGUCAUCAAUCCAAUCUAUAUGGUGGCCCAUUAAAUGUUGAUCAAGCAGUUAGAGAUUAUGAAAAAGCAGGUGUUCCAUCCAAGAAACUAGUGAUGGGUAUGCCCGCUUAUGGCAGAGGCUUCUCGAACACAGCUUCAAAACCUGGCUCGACAUACAAAGGUGUUCCUGAUGGCUCUUGGGAUAGAGGAUCGUUUGACUAUAAAGAUUUACCCCGAGAAGGUGCUAAGGAGUACAUAGAUGAAGAAAAGAUUGCUUCGUGGUCUUAUAGCAAAAAGACUCGAGAGUUCAUUACUUAUGAUACACCUGCUGUUGUAAAAGCAAAAUGCGAUUACAUUAAAGAACGCCAGUUAGGUGGUGCUAUGUUUUGGGAAUUGUCAGCAGAUAUCAAUGGUGAUGACCCAAGAAGUCUAGUACAUACAGCCUACCAAAGUCUUGGUGAUAGGUUAAAUGAUACACCUAACCAUAUCCUAUUCCCUCUUUCUCAUUACAAUAAUAUUCCUCACUCUGAAUAAAGAAAAAGUUUUUUUUA
Molecule: messenger RNA, 1337 nt
Organism: Gilbertella persicaria
Lineage: Eukaryota; Fungi; Mucoromycota; Mucoromycetes; Mucorales; Choanephoraceae
Product: chitinase
Exons: 4
Coding region: 1-1320 (439 amino acids)
Biological process (GO): chitin catabolic process; carbohydrate metabolic process
Cellular component (GO): extracellular region
Molecular function (GO): chitin binding; chitinase activity
Source: RefSeq, a predicted model, not a curated record